Trichogramma pretiosum is the source of this 2903-nucleotide messenger RNA. It is a transcript of the gene RIC-3, whose product is annotated as glutamic acid-rich protein-like. Gene Ontology annotation, cellular component: neuron projection; intracellular membrane-bounded organelle; neuronal cell body. Bases 296 to 2800 code for a protein of 834 amino acids. NCBI's taxonomy places the organism in Eukaryota, Metazoa, Arthropoda, Insecta, Hymenoptera, Trichogrammatidae. The transcript has 8 exons. The record is from RefSeq and is a predicted model, not a curated record. Gene Ontology annotation, biological process: synaptic transmission, cholinergic; protein localization to cell surface.
CAUCGCAUAUGUGCGCAGCAUCUCGUCUGCUGCUGCUGCUGCUACUUCUGCUAUACUACUUUAUGGAGAGAAGCAUCAGUCGCUGUCGGAUAUCUCGAUGGGGCGGUACCCCCUAAACUCAUUCGGACGAUCGCCAUGAAGUAACGAACAAUAAGAUUAAAAAACGUACAAAAAAAAACUCGAUAAAAAAAAAGCUAAAAAGUAACAAAAAAACGAACGACUCUCUACGAGAUACACAAUCGAAACAAGUAGUAGUAUUACAAAAAAAAGUGACGUUUUGGUGAAUCGCAAUAAAAUGAAGAGCACAACGAAAGCAGCAGCGAUGAGCAGCAGCAGUAGCACAGCUACCACGGAGUCUGGCGGGAUGGAGUUCGGGCCGAGAAAGACGAUCGUCAUACUGGCCAUCGUCGUGGGCUGCUUCGCCAUUCUCUGGCCCAAGAUCUUCUAUCCGAUGCUGACGGCCUCGCUGUAUCCUCCACCGCCCAUCGAAACGUCAGGUUGCUGCGAUGUAAUAUUCGAGAGCGACGUCACGGCCCGAGACAUAAUGCAGGAGCUCUGCCAGAACAUCGCGAAGCAUCAUCAGGACCAGCUGGAUCCACGGGUGAGGCACGCGCUCGAGAACAAGCGAACCGGGGGAGCUGCCUCGGCGGCGAGUCUGAGGCUCUGCCGGGACGAGGUGCUGGCCCGAUGCGGCAUCGACCUGUCCACCUUCCUGGCUGAGAAGGAGCGCCUCAAGAUGUCCUACAGGCAGGUGCUCGAGGACAUACGCGGCUUCAACGGAUCGCUCUGCCUCAAGAGGCAGUUCGGCGUGGCCUCGGCGAGGCUGGGCACGCCGCAUCUCAUUAGAUAUCACAUACUCAUGCCGCACAGUACCAUAAGACAAGAACGUCAAACACCACCACACGCUGGAAGCCUUCACCCCGCUCUGAGAGAACGAGGCAGAGCAAUUCCAUCGUCACAUGUUGUGCCUAAAAUUCAAGAAAGACCAGAUCACAUGAUGCCCAUGCCCAUGAAAAUGAGACCACCGAUGGGCGGCGCGGGACACGUCGUACCGCCGCCCAAAAGCAAUGGAUCUCUGGGAAUACUUAUGCCACUAUACACUAUCGGAAUCGUUAUCUUUUUUGUUUAUACCAUUUCCAAGGUACUUAUGAGAGUCUUCCUGCCACUUUACACUAUUGGAAAUGUACUAUCUUUCACUUAUAAAGCACUUCAGGUAUUGAGAAAAGCCGCCGAUAAUGAAAUAACAAGGCCGGAGUAUUCUACCGCGGCGGCGGAAAAAGAGUACGAGAAUCUCGUCUUCAAUCCUGAAUUAUUCGCGGCGGCCGUUAGCGCCGUCAACGAACCACAAGACAGGCCUCCAUCGCCGCUCGAAGAGUUGACGCCGUCGAUCGACGAACUGAAAACACAUGCGGCAGGAGAUAUUGAAAUAGAUCAACUCAGACGGCGAUUGGUAGAAACCGAGGCUGCCAUGGAACGAAUAGUUAAUCAAAUGAGCAACUUGUCGCGUAACGUUAUCAGUUGCUCAGCCCUUUCAACAGAACCCAAGGAUGAACAUGACACCACUUGCACUUGUGAUCAAGAAGUUUCCGAAAUUGAAGAAAUGAAGCCAAGUGUUAAAGUUGUUAAUAUGGAAGUAACUGCCUCGAGCGAGCACGGACAUAAGCUCAGUCGACCGACUACGCCGACGUUUAUCUUACCGUCUCAUAAUCACCACGAAGAGGAGCCGAAACCCGAGCCAGUUUCGAUUUAUUUAGAAGGGGCUCUGCCGGCGCAGUGCGAACUGUUGGUGACAGAUUCGAAAACGUUAGAGCUACCGGACGAGGAGACGGAAGAAACUCCAGUCGUCCUGUCUAGCAAAAUGACCCUGUCGCUCAUCAGUCUUGACCAGGAAUCUGAAGACAACGAUGCGCUUGAAUCCCAAACAAAUAAUGCAGAAAUAUCGCGAAUAGAAAAAGAUAAUAUUACCGCUUUCAAUGAUGAAAUUGCUAAAGAAGCCAAAGUAAAUGUAUGCGAAACUCGAACCAGAGAAAGUAAUGAGAGUCAAUGCGAAGAAGAUAAUUAUAAUGGUGAACAUAUUAAAGGUGAAAACGAUGAGGAAGAAGAUGAAGAAGAAGAAGAAGAGGAAGAAGAAGAAGGAGGAGAAGAAGAAGAUAUAGAUACUGAACAUAAAUAUCCUAAACCGUAUCGAAAAUACCAAAAUACUUUACUAGAUAACUACCGACCGGAAUCAAAUGACAGCCGAGCUUCUGACUAUAUUGACGAUGACGACGAAGAUGAUGCAUCCUCUGAUGAUGACGUUAUUGUCGAAAGAGAAUCGCUUCACAAAAUUAUUGAAAGAGAAGAAAGUCGAAAAUUACCCCCUAGCAAAGGUAUUAGUCAAGAUACCGAUGGAAGUGACGGAGAUGAUGAUCAAGGAGACGAAAACGACGACGAUGAAGAGUAUGACGAUGACGAAGAUGACGAUGACGAGGACGAAGACGAAGAAGUUGAAUAUGAGGGGGAAGAAGUGGUGGUGAUUAGUGAAAAUAACGUUGUUGACCAUGAAAAUGAAUCAGAAGAAGACGAAGACGAGGACGAGGAGGUAGAUUACGAAGAUGAGGAGGAAGAUGGAGAGGAAGAUGAAGAAGAUGAUGAUAACGAAUGUGACGAUGAUAAAAACCACGAGGAAGACGAUGAUGAGGGCAGUGAUGAAGAAGAAGAUUAUAGUGAGGAAAUCGACGAUGAUAAAAGUGACGUUGGAGAAAAAAAUGAAAGAACAAUUGAACGAAAAGAGAUCGAAAUUAUAAAAAAAAGAAAUUAAAUAUCUGCUCGAUAGUACAAUUUCGAAUAUUCUUGUUUAUUAGAUUGAUUAGUAUGGCAUAUAUAAAAGCAAUUUUUUACAGAGCACACAAAAUCGUCAUAAA